Lodderomyces theae is the source of this 495-nucleotide messenger RNA. Its product is annotated as SAGA histone acetyltransferase complex subunit. Bases 1 to 495 code for a protein of 164 amino acids. The record is from RefSeq and is a predicted model, not a curated record. NCBI's taxonomy places the organism in Eukaryota, Fungi, Ascomycota, Pichiomycetes, Serinales, Debaryomycetaceae. The transcript has 3 exons.
AUGACAGAGGCACAAGUGACGUAUCACACACUAACGGAAUCAUUACUCAAGGACAUGAUUUCGAUUAUCAUAAAGCAGCAAAUUGCCAACACUUAUAGCGAUUACAUGACCGUGGAAAACAAUACUGUUGCCGACCCACAAGUAGACCAAUUACUCGCCAAUUUCAAUCAGCCCAAGGACGUCAGUCGUGACAUUUUUGGACAGGAUAAAACCAAAUUGAAAACAAAUGAGACUUCGCGAUACUUUAGUUGUGAGAAUUGUGGGCAGAAAGAGAAAGACUUGAGUGGGGAGAAUAUGGUUGAAUUCCAUUAUAAAACUAACUUCGGGAUGUCAUUUGAGAUUGCGAUGUAUAAUAUAAACCCUUUAAAGGACCCUAUUGGGUGGUACAUGUUCCAAGACCAGCUUUGGACUCUGGCAACUUACCUUCAGCAGACGUUUUUCACCACUGCAACAAACAAGAUCAACUUGCAGCAUACAAAGAAUACAUGGAUAUGA